AACACACUGGCCGACAACAUGGUGUGUGGAGCGGUCAGGAUAAUAUGACACUUGAGAACCAGCAAGGUUACCGUGAGCAUGUAACCUGGAUCACUGGGGAGAGCGAUGGCCGAGAAAGGGACACUCUUGCGGCUAUCGACCCGGCAGGAUUUUACAUCAGACCGCCACCCAAACCUCAUGAGCUGGACGGAGACAUUACAGAUGACUCAGACCUCUUUCAGACCAUUCAUAUGGGUGCCGCAGUGGUCAAUGAGGACGAAUGGCGACUCAUCAUAGACGGCUUAGUAGAGCGUCCGUUCGCGAUCGAUUUCGCGCAGCUCAAAGCCAUGCUCAAGAUGACGAUCACGUCUUUUCACGAGUGCUAUGGAAGUCCGAUAGCGCCGCCCACCAAAGCCUUAUGGAGGAUUGGAAAUGUGAGGUGGACUGGAGUCCGGCUGGCAGACCUGCUCAGGCUGGCUCGACCAAAGCCCGAAGCUACCCAUGUUUGGUCGCAGGGACUCGACCAUGGAACUUUUGCUGGAGUUUCUGCUGACAGAUAUGAAAAAGAUCUUACCUUGGAGAAGGCCAUGGCCCCUGAGGUGCUGAUUGCAUAUGAGAUGAAUGAGCAACCAGUGUCCAAGAAACGAGGCGGGCCUGUGAGGCUCGUGGUGCCGGGCUGGUUCGGGACAAAUUCGACCAAGUGGCUCUAUCGACUUUCAUUGCAGAGUUGUCGUGCUUCUGGUCCUUUUACAACGAGGUUUUACAACGAGAUCGAUCCCACGGAUCCUGCUGGACAGAGAUUGAGGCCGGUAUGGACGGUCGAGCCCAACUCGAUGAUCGUGAGACCGAAGCAGGGAGACGUUGUGCAACGAUCUAAGUUGGAGGUCUGGGGUCGUGCAUGGGGCUGUGAGGAGGUUGUUAAAGUCGAUGUCAGUGUCGACGGCGGACGGGGCUGGAUUUCUGCAGUGGUGACGCCGCGGAAAGAGUUCGAGUGGCAGCUAUAUCGGUGUGAAGUAGCAUUGGACAAGCCUGGGAACUGGCGGUUGUUGGUCAGAGCAACGGACAAGACUGGUGUAUCACAGCCACUGACGGGACGGAGGAAUCAUGUGCAUACUGUUGAUGUUGAGGUAAUCUGAGGUAAAGUGAAC
Messenger RNA from Exophiala xenobiotica, 1127 nucleotides. RefSeq lists its product as uncharacterized. Gene Ontology annotation, cellular component: mitochondrion. The transcript has a single exon. The coding region runs from base 45 to 1115 and encodes 356 amino acids. The record is from RefSeq and is a predicted model, not a curated record. NCBI's taxonomy places the organism in Eukaryota, Fungi, Ascomycota, Eurotiomycetes, Chaetothyriales, Herpotrichiellaceae. Gene Ontology annotation, molecular function: oxidoreductase activity; molybdenum ion binding.